GGGCCGACUACUGGUCAACAUCCUCAUCCCUCCCCACAUGGCUUCUCGCUCCGACGUUGUGGACCACUUCAAGCGCAAGUUCUAUCAGCGCUACAUCGAUCCUGAUCUUGUGGUGGAGGCAAUGACUUCAACUGGUUCAUCUCAAUCAACAAAACCUUCUUCAUCCUCCUCCACAUCAUCAGCAACUUCAAAUGACCAAACUCGACAACGGAACACAGGGUCAACUACAAGGACCUCUGGGACAUCAGCAAGUGCAGGUCCAAAUACUAGUCCUACUUCUGUCCGCUGGGAUCGACAAACUAUUCAAUUUUCUGUCAAUGCUUGGGUUUUUGUUGUGGCUGUGCUUGCAAUCAUUCCUCUUGUACCCAAAAAUCUUUCAAAUAGGGCAUAUCGGUUGUCAUUUAUGGGCACUGCUUGUUCAUCACUGUAUUCUUUAUACACACUUUAUGGGAGACCAAGGGCUUGGAAUUUGCCGGCUUUGCAAGCUUAUUUUCAGUCAAUAAUUGCAACCAAAGACUUUAUAUACUUCAUCUACUGUCUUACAUUUGUCACUUCACAUCUUUGCCUCAAAUUUGCUUUAAUUCCGAUUUUAUGCCGAGCACUGGAGCAGGUUGCAAAGUUUUUAAGGCGCAAUUUCACUCGUUCCACCUUAUACAGGAAGUAUCUUGAAGACCCAUGUGUGUGGGUGGAAUCAAACACAACUACCCUGAGCAUUCUUUCCUCGAAUGCUGAAAUUGGACUUGGCUUCCUUUUAAUAAUCUCUUUGUUCUCGUGGGAGCGCAACAUAAUACAAACUUUCAUGUACUGGCAGCUUUUGAAGCUGAUGUAUCAUGCACCUGUGACUGCUGGUUACCAUCAGAGUGUCUGGGCCAAGAUUGGAAGGACUGUGAAUCCACUUGUUCACCAAUAUUGCCCAUUCUUGAAGACACCAAUUUCUGCUGCUCAAAGAUGGUGGUUGAGAUAGAUAGGCAAAGUUGAAAAUAGGAAGCGAAAAAGAAUUAUUCAUCUUGGAAUUUUCUCUAUCUUUUAUUGGCAUUAAAUUUGGAAGUGAGGCACUAACUUCAG
Molecule: messenger RNA, 1065 nt
Organism: Hevea brasiliensis (rubber tree)
Lineage: Eukaryota; Viridiplantae; Streptophyta; Magnoliopsida; Malpighiales; Euphorbiaceae
Exons: 9
Coding region: 38-964 (308 amino acids)
Biological process (GO): membrane organization; endoplasmic reticulum tubular network organization
Cellular component (GO): endoplasmic reticulum; membrane
Source: RefSeq, a predicted model, not a curated record